UCCUUGAUUAAAGUUUUUUUUAAUUAAUCUGAAAAUUCCCAAACCAGAUAAAAGUAUAUUCAUUAUUUAUAUUUUACAUUUUUAUAAUUUUAUUUCGUUAGCGAUUAUAGAGAAAUGAGCACGUGCGAAGCGACGACAUCGCCAUCUGAUACUACUGAAGUUCGGAAGCAAAAAAUGGAGAAUGUGAAUGAAUGAUGUGUGCUGUGUAACUGCAAACAUAUUACUAUCGGGGCGAGAUAAAUCUAUCGCUGCAAUGACCAUGAAUACAUUAUGCGCUGCAUUUCGCAAGAUCGCGGUGGGCAGAAUAAGUACCGCUGCCACUGCAAGAUAUUCGACGCAGCGAUCAAACCGCGAUGCGAAUAUAGGUUCCCGUUUAACGUCUGACACGUGCGGCAUGCAAUGUGGUACGGGGACGAUACACAGCAUUAAGUUUAUCCCGGGAACACUUAACAUAGACAUUAGAAUGCCUGCGAAUGGAAGUUUAAUAAGAAAUAUUAUUGAAUCACCUGCUAUUAAGAUUCCUCCAUUGCGAGAGCCUGUGAAGCGUUUGCCCAUUCAGUAUGAUUCUCCUGUACCAGAAAAAUCUGUGGAUCUACCUACGAGUGGAAGAAUCAUUGAUAAACAGGCGGAAAACAUGUUAAGGAUCAGGCAUAAGAAAAUGAAGAAACACAAACGAAAGAAGCUGCGUAAGAAGAUGAAAUUUGUAUGGGCAAAGAUAAGGCUCAAGAGGGCCCAUAAAAGGGAGAGAUUGUUUCAGGCUGAGCUACGUGCCAAAGUCAAGGAAGCUCAAGCGUUUGACCCUAAGGAGUACGUCAACGAGAAACUAAAUAUCUUGAACAAGGAGCGACUACCAAGAAUGUUCAGAGGCGAGAUUCUGCCGCCUGAGAUGAUUAAGCAAUUUGUGAACGAGAAAAAAGCAAGAAAGGAUGCUAAACGUAACAAACCUCGUUUGACUCUAUAACUUAUGUAUGAGUCGUGGUAAUAAAAUUUUAUUGGAAUAGUA
Temnothorax curvispinosus is the source of this 1003-nucleotide messenger RNA. RefSeq lists its product as uncharacterized. The transcript is spliced from 2 exons. The coding region runs from base 188 to 961 and encodes 257 amino acids. Lineage: Eukaryota; Metazoa; Arthropoda; Insecta; Hymenoptera; Formicidae. The record is from RefSeq and is a predicted model, not a curated record.